Messenger RNA from Neltuma alba, 1880 nucleotides. RefSeq names its product sugar transporter ERD6-like 7. The record is from RefSeq and is a predicted model, not a curated record. Gene Ontology annotation, molecular function: sugar transmembrane transporter activity. Lineage: Eukaryota; Viridiplantae; Streptophyta; Magnoliopsida; Fabales; Fabaceae. Bases 155 to 1597 code for a protein of 480 amino acids. Gene Ontology annotation, cellular component: membrane. Gene Ontology annotation, biological process: carbohydrate transport; transmembrane transport. The transcript is spliced from 18 exons.
ACUUUAUACAGGGCUGUGUCAUGAAAAAGAAUUGCCUCUGCUUCCACAGCCGCAAGCUUCAUUGAACGGAAGUCUAUCUUUUUAGUUCUGCCGCUUUUUGCCAUUUAUCCCAUCGCAGGGAUCAGCCACCUACAUAUUACAUACUCAAGCUGAGAUGGGAAUCAGGGAGGACAUCGAGGGUGGGGUGCAGCAGAAAAUUACAGAUCCACUGAUCAGGGAAUCGAAGGCCGUGGCUGCUGAAGAGAGGAGCGAUACUGCGCUUACAAGCACUGGGCAGCCAUGGAUGGUGUACUUGGGUACCGUUGUCGCAGUCUGUGGAUCCUACGAAUUUGGAGCUUGUGCCGGUUAUUCAUCGCCUGUUCAAGAUGAGAUCAUAGAGGAUCUCAAUCUGUCUUUGGCAGAGUAUUCACUGUUCGGAUCCAUCUUGACUUUCGGCGCCAUGAUUGGUGCAGUUACUAGUGGGCCCAUUGCUGAUUUUAUUGGACGUAAAGGGGCAAUGAGAACGUCGAGUGCAUUCUGUAUUGCGGGGUGGCUUGCUAUUUACUUCUCUGAGGGGACAUGGCCACUGGACAUCGGGAGGCUGGCAACAGGAUAUGGAAUGGGAGUAUUUUCCUAUGUGGUACCAGUCUUCAUAGCAGAAAUUGCUCCGAAAGAACUCCGAGGAAGGCUUACUACUCUAAAUCAGUUCAUGAUUGUCACAGCGGUCUCUGUGUCGUUUAUUAUUGGAACAGUAAUUUCAUGGAGGGCUUUGGCAUUAACUGGCCUUAUUCCCUGUGCUAUACUGCUUUUUGGUCUCUUCUUUAUUCCGGAGUCUCCCAGAUGGCUGGCCAGGAAAGGAAGAGAAAAUGAUUUUGUGUCCGCGCUGAAAAAAUUUCGUGGCAAGGAUGCUGACAUAUCUGAAGAGGCAGAAGAAAUUCAGGAUUACAUAACAACUCUAGAUCGACUCCCAAAACCCAGGCUGCUGGAAUUGUUUCAGAGUAGAUACUUGCGUUCGGUCACUAUAGGAAUCGGUCUAAUGGUCUGCCAACAAUUCGGGGGAAUCAAUGGAGUUUGCUUUUAUGUCAGCCGUAUUUUUGAAUUGGCAGGAUUUUCUUCUAGCAUUGGGUCUAUAAUAUAUGCUGUUCUUCAGAUUGUGGUCACUGGCAUCGGGGCAGCCUUGAUAGAUAAGACUGGAAGGAAGCCCUUGUUACUGGUUUCUGGAUCAGGACUGGUCGCAGGUUGUAUAAUCACUGCAAUGGCAUUCUAUUUUAAGGUUCAUGAUGUGUUCCUUGACACAGUCCCGGCACUUGCUGUGACGGGCAUACUGGUUUAUAUAGCAUCAUUUUCUGUGGGAAUGGGAGCAAUUCCUUGGGUUAUAAUGUCAGAGAUAUUUCCUAUUAACAUCAAAGGGCAGGCGGGAAGCCUAGCAACAUUAACGAACUGGUUUGGUGCAUGGUUAUGUUCUUACAGUUUCAACUUUCUGAUGAGUUGGAGCUCCUAUGGUACCUUUGUCCUCUAUGCGGCAAUCAAUGCACUGGCUGUGUUGUUUAUAGUUGUAGUAGUGCCCGAAACUAAAGGGAAAAGCCUGGAACAAUUACAAGCAGCCAUCAACAACUAGGUAAGUUUCUUGCAGUCAAAGGUAUCAGCGGAACGAGACACUUUAUCUGACGGAGUUGAAGAAAGAAUGGGAAUUCCUAUUAUGUGUCUGCCUCUAUAUUCACAUAACCAACCCCCCCCCGGGGGGCCAAAAAAAAAAAACAUAUGGUGGUGUCAAAAAGCUAAGGCUUUUUAAGAUUUUAUGUAAGUUUUAUUUAGACACCGGGGAGCUCCAAGACGAUCAUAUUUGAUAAUUUAAAGAACUGGCUCAAGGAGAACGUUAAGCAACCUCAUGCAAGUACACA